UAGCAUCUUUGCAAGGAGAUACAUGCCCUGUAUGCUCCUUCAAGUCUGCAGACUGGCAGUUAAAUCUAAUAUCUUUACGUUUUCCAGGUGAAGUCGUGAAAAGGAAGCGACAAGCUUGUUUCUCUUGAAAGAUAUCCCCAAUUUGCAGCAGCUCUUUCUACUUGUGUGGAGACUCGAGUGGAUUGACGACAAUGAAGCCUAAGACUAGACUUGCAUUGAUUUGUUAUGUUGUGGAAGUAUUGACCCUUUGUUUAUGAUUUCCUUAUGGCUUUUAUAAAAAAAGUAAGAAAUUCAUCCAUCCCAUUGUCUAAUGUCUAUGUAUAAACGGGAACUGUUUGUUCUUUCUAGUUAAUUGUGUGGUUAGCAACAAAUAAUGGGCUUAGGCCCAACGUAACACAAAUCAAGAUCCAUAAUUCGUUAGUGUUAGCAUAAAGCGAACGCGUGAAUCAUGUAACGACGAAAACACCAGAUUUUCUUUGUUGAGACUUGAGAGAAAGACGAGCGUUGACAUAUGGCGGAAGCUGUUGUGUCCAAUGUUGCCGCAAGACUUGGCGACUUGGUAAUUCAAGAAGCUAAAUUGUUGCGGGGCGUGAAUGAUCAAGUUAAGCGUUUGCAAAUGGAGCUCGUUUGGAUGAAGAGCUUCUUAAAAGAGGCAGAUUCGAGGCAAGCUGAGAAUGAGAUGGUUCGUAUGUGGGUUGCUGAAAUUAGAGAGAUUGCUUAUGAUGCUGAGGAUGUUAUUGAAACUUUUGCUCUCAAAAUUGCAUCCAAAAGGAGGGGAGGUAUUUCAAAUUUCGUCAAAAGAUCUGCUUGCAUCUGCAAAGAAGGAUGGAUGCGUCACAAGGUCAAGUCAGACAUUGAAGGAAUCAUAAGCAGAAUCUCUUACUUAAGUCAACGGUUACAGGUCUAUGGCAUAAAACAACUAACGGAUGGAGCAAGCUCAAGUGCUUCACCGAUAAUGCGCGGUGACACCGAUGACAUCGAGAACCAAAUUGGGGUCGAUAGAAGCUCUGAGGAUAAAGCGAGGAGAGUGGAGGCGCAGAAACCCCAAGUUUUUGUGUUUCUUUCUGAUAGCAGAAGCACCGCCGAGGGGCCUGAGAACUAUGUGAUUGAGGAAAAAAUGGAAGAGUUGGGGAAGGACAUGGUUGAACAGUGUGCUGGGUUGCCAUUAGCCAUUGUUGUUCUAGGAGGAGUUUUGGUUACAAAGCAUUCAUUAAAUGAUUGGCAAAUAGUGCACGAAAAUUUGAAGUCAUACAUAAGGAAAGAUAGAAGUCAAAAAAAGCGGAAAGAUAGAAGUUGGGGAGUCCAUGAAGCAAUAGCUUUAAGUUAUGAUAAUUUGCCACCCUAUUUAAAACCGUGCUUUUUGUAUUUGAGUGUUUUCCCAGAGGAUUACGAGAUUCCUGUUGGUAAAUUGGUCAAAUUAUGGGUGGCGGAAGAUAUAGUGCCACUAGAAGAAAGUGAAGAAGAUGGAGAAGAAAUGAUGGAAGAUGUGGCAGAAGGUUACUUAAAUGAGCUUGUAGAAAGAUACAUGGUGCUAGUGGGAGAACGAGAUGCAAGCUCAAAGAUCAAAACAUGCCGGAUGCAUGAUCUCAUCAGAGACUUUUGCUUGUUGAAAGCAAAACAAGAAAAUUUCAUCUACGUUCUUGAUCGUCUUCAAAUGGAGCAAGCUGAUGUUAGCAGCUUGUCCCCUCCAAUUGGUAAAUUUCGCAGGCUUGGCAUUAAUGAUUGGAAUCUGAUAAAUAGGAUUACAAACCCACAUCUCCGAUCUGCACUGUUCUUUGAUGAAAACGUUUGGAAAGAGUUUGAGGAAAGGUCUUUUUUAGUCAAAUGGCUGGAGAAAAUAGACUAUAGCCACAGUUGUUCUAUUGCUAUGGGUACUUUGUCCGCAUUCUUAACGCUUUUUGUACUCUGUGAGUUUAGUCAUAAAACUCGAGCGUUAACGAGAUACAUUUGCAACAAUUUCAAAUUGCUCAGAAUCCUAGAUUUUGGAGAUGUGGAUAUGUCACUUAUCCUCAUAUUAUUGAGUGAUAUAGGUAGUCUCAUCCAUUUGAGAUUUUUGAGUUUUCAGAGCUGUGCUUUCGUGGCAAUGUUGCCAUCAUUUAUAAGCAAGUUAAGCACCAAGAAUUGUUAUCUUGAGAACAUUCACUGCAUGAAAUAUCUUAGAGAACUGGGGAUAAGGACUCCCUUCAUUGUUGAAAACUUUAGGGAGGACUUGAAUUUGAACACGCCGGUUAUCACAAGUAAACGUCUUCGAUCUUUGUCCAUUCGGGGUUCUAAAUUUACUGAGCCAAGGCAUGUGACAUACCUGCUCUCUAGCUGCCUUAAUAUCCAUGAGUUGCGUUUAUCUGUUGAGAUAAGGAAGUUACCUCAGCACAUCCCUUCAAAUAUUGCUCACAUUUGCUUGUGUUGGACUAGACUCGAUGAAGAUCCAUUGCCAACACUACAGAAGCUACCUAAUCUAAGGAUUCUCGAAUUAGAAGCAUAUGCUUUUUUUUUUCUCUGUUAUUUCCCAGGCUAUGUGAUUGAGGGAGAAAAGGAAGAGUUGGGGAAGGACAUGGUUAAACAGUGUGCUGGGUUGCCAUUAGCCAUUGUUGUUCUAGGAGGAAUUUUGGUUACAAAGCAUCCAAUAGAUGAUUGGCGAAUAAUGGGUGAAAAUGUGAAGUCAAGGAAAGAUAGAAGUCAAAAAAAAGGGAAAGAUGGAAGUUGGGAAAUCCACGAAGCAGUAGCUUUAAGUUAUGACAAUUUGCCACCCUAUUUAAAACCAUGCUUUUUGUAUUUGAGUGUUUUCCCUGAAGAUUACGAGAUUCCUGUUAGUAAAUUGAUCAAAUUAUGGGUGGCAGAAGAUCUUGUACCACUAGAAGAAAGUGCAGAGGAUGGAGAAGAAAUGAUAGAAGAUGUGGCAGAAGGCUACUUAAAUGAGCUUGUAGAAAGAUACAUGGUGCUAGUGGGAGAACGAGAUGUAAGCUCAAAGAUCAAAACAUGCCGGAUGCAUGAUCUUAUAAGAGAUUUCUGCUUGUUGAAAGCAAAACAAGAAACUUUCAUCUACGUUCUUGAUCGUCUUCAAAUGGAGCAAGCAGACGUCAGCAGCUUGUCCCCUCCAAUUGGUAAAUUUCGCAGGCUUGGCAUUAAUCAUUUGGAUCUAAUAAAUAGGAUUAAAAACCCACAUCUCAGAUCUGCAUUGUUCUUUGAUCAAAACUAUAGGAGAGAGUUUGAAGAAAGGUCUUCUGUCGUCAAAUGGGUGGAGAAAAUAGUGGGUAGCACAAGUAGUCUUGUGGUUAUGAUGACUUUGACCACAUUCAUAAUGCUUUUUUUGGUCUAUGAGAUAAGGCAUGAAACUCGAAAGUUAACGAGAUACAUUUGCAAAAAUUUCAAAUUGCUUAGAAUCCUAGAUUUUAGAGAUGCAGAUAUUCAAUUUCUCAGCAUCUUACUAAGUGAUAUAGGUAGUCUCAUCCAUUUGAGAUUUUUGAGUCUUGGGACCAGUUUCCUGGCAAUGUUGCCAUCAUUUAUAAGCAAAUUAAGGUGCUUGCAAACCUUGGAUCUAAGCAAUUGUGUUGGGGUUUAUGUACCUAAUGUUCUAUGGAAAUUGGAGCGGUUGAGGCAUUUGUAUCUCCCUCAAGUGAUGGUUAGUACGAGAACCAAGUUGAAAUUGGAUGCUUUGAAAAAUCUGCAAACGCUUGUGAAUUUCAACACCAAGAAUUGUUAUCUUGAAAACAUUCACUGCAUGAAAUAUCUUAGAGAACUGGGGAUAAGAACUCCCUUCGUUGUUGAAAACUUCAGGGAGGACUUGAGUUUGAACACGCCGGUUAUCACAAGUAAACAUCUUCGAUCCUUGUCCAUUGUUAGGAAUGAUGAUGAACAUGAAAGGAUAGAUCCACGGCAUUUGACAUACCUGCUCUCUGGCUGCAUCAACAUCCGUGAGCUGCAUUUAUCUGCCGAGAUAAGGAAGUUACCCGAACCUCAGCACAUCCCUUCAAAUAUUGCUCACAUUUGCUUGGGUUGGGCUAGACUCAAUGAAGAUCCAUUGCCAACGCUGCAAAACCUACCUAAUCUAAGGAUUCUCGAAUUAGAAGAAUAUGCGUUCGUCGGAGAGGUAAUCUUUCGUUACCCAUUUCUAAGCUUACUUUCUUUUGAAUUUAUUGAAGUGAAAUUGAUUGAUUCGAUCAAUAAUGUUUAG
Messenger RNA from Theobroma umbraticum, 4171 nucleotides. Lineage: Eukaryota; Viridiplantae; Streptophyta; Magnoliopsida; Malvales; Malvaceae. The record is from RefSeq and is a predicted model, not a curated record.